Carica papaya (papaya) is the source of this 1211-nucleotide messenger RNA. Lineage: Eukaryota; Viridiplantae; Streptophyta; Magnoliopsida; Brassicales; Caricaceae. The record is from RefSeq and is a predicted model, not a curated record.
AACAAAUAUCAACACGUCCAUCUGCACUACACAUCUUCCCCAAUCUAACUCUUAACCCUAACCAUCGCUCAUUUACCUCUCUUUCUCUUUCUCUUUCUCUCUCCAUGGACCUCAGUGUUGUCCCAUAUACUCAACACACCAGCUCUGACACAGACCACGACAGUCCCGGCGACGCCAUUGAAGUCGAACACAAACCUUCCGCCGCUGAUUCCAGGUCCACUGACUUUAAGAAGUCGCCGCCGCCUGUUAAGUUCAAAGAAUGCAUGAGGAAUCACGCUGCCUCAAUCGGCGGACACGCCAACGACGGAUGCGGCGAGUUCAUGCCUCGCGGACUCGACGGCACUCGGGAAUCCCUAACCUGCGCCGCAUGCGGAUGUCACCGUAACUUCCAUCGCCGGGAGAUCCCCGGCGCUCAUUUCGUACAUCACCAUCCGCCACCGCCUUCACAGAUGGUGGUGUACAACGCGGGGCCCACCACUCCUAGAUGGGACAAGAACGUUAUGAAUAAUAAUAGCACCACCACAUUGCCGUUGUUUCAACCGCGUAAUAUGUCCACGCGCCGUUAUCAGUAUAACAGAAAUAACGGCGAUCACCACCACCACCAUCAUCAUCAUUUGAUGGGAGCCGUUGAUGAGGGAGACCAUCAAGAUCAGGAUCACGAAGACAAUGCCGAGGCUUACGAUCGACGCUCGGAGACGCCGGAGAGAGGAGACGGAAACGUGACUCCCGGAGGCGGGACGGGCAGGACGGCGGCGAUGAUGAUGAGGAGCAAACGGUUCAGGACGAAGUUCACGCAAGAGCAGAAAGACAGGAUGCUGGAGUUCGCGGAGAGGAUUGGGUGGAGAAUCCAGAGGAAUGACGACGGCGUACUGAAUCAGUUCUGCAACGAGGUUGGCGUGAAGCGAAAUGUGCUCAAGGUGUGGAUGCAUAAUAACAAGAAUGCACAUCGCCGUAGAGAACUAUCGCUUCAGUCUCCCAUGUCGGGGGGUGCGGCGGCAGAUACUCCGCCGGCACCGCCUCAACAAUCUCACCCUCCACAGCCAAUCGGAGUCUGAAUCUGAUGGGUUAUCACUCAACAACCGCUUGUCUUUUUUGCCGACGUUCUAAUCGUUUUGUACUCUGUUAAGUUGUUAUUUUUCUUUUUUUCCUAAUCCGUGUAAAUUAAUUUAAUUAAUUAGAGAUAAAAUUAGCUUAGAAGAUGGGCUAAUGAA